AUGGCGCCUGGACCUUCAGGCCUGCUGGAUGACAUCACUGAGGGGCAGCAUGUAGAUGAGAAGAAAGAGGGGGCCAAAGAUGGACCCUCUUGGGGCAGCAGAGAUCCUUUUUUAGUUGUUGUGCAGCUGUUUUCAGAGGCAUCACGGAAUGAAAAGCCAGUGACUGAACGGCUCCAAAGCUCGAAGAUGAGGAAAGCACUUCUCUUGACUGUGAAUUUGAUCUUCUUUCUGCACAUAUCACUGGGUAAGUCAUUACUCAUUUCUAGUUUAUAUGAAGUGGUGCAUUUCACUUUAGUCUCCUCCUACAAACUGGUUUGUUACUACACAAACUGGGCUCAGUAUAGACCAGAAGGCGGUAAAUUCUUUCCAGAAAAUGUUGACCCCUGCCUGUGCACCCACCUGAUUUAUGCUUUUGGCAGCUUGGCAAACAAUGAAAUCACCACCUAUGAAUGGAAUGAUGAACCUAUGUACAGGAGAUUCAAUGAUCUGAAAAAUAGAAAUAAUAAUCUGAAAACACUUUUGGCUAUUGGAGGUUGGAAUUUUGGUACCACCAGAUUUACUGGUGUGGUAGCUACGCAGCAAACAAGAACAACAUUCAUCACUUCUGCAAUCACCUUUCUGCGGAACCACAGGUUUGAUGGUUUAGACUUGGACUGGGAGUAUCCCGGCUCUCGAGACAGUCCACCGGAAGACAAAAGCCGUUUCACAGUCCUGGUUAAGGAAUUGCUAGAAGCCUUUAAAUCAGAGGCAGAAUCUACAGGGAAGAACAGACUCUUGCUUACAGCUGCAGUUGCUGCUGGUAAAGAGACCAUCGAUGCUGGAUAUGAAAUAGCUGAGAUUUCAAGAUAUCUAGACUUUAUCUGUGUGAUGACAUAUGAUUUUCAUGGGGCCUGGGAUAACGUCACUGGACACAAUAGCCCUCUGUAUCAUGGCUCUGCUGACCAAGGAAAAUUUAUCUACUUUAAUGUUGACUAUGCUGUAAGAUACUGGAGAGACGGUGGUAUCCCAGCAGAUAAGCUAAUUGUUGGAUUUCCAACAUACGGACGUAGCUUCACCCUUAGCACUUCCCAAACAGGUGUUGGAGCUCCGGUAUCUGGAGCUGGUCAAGCUGGCCAAUUAACCAGGGAGGCUGGAUUCUGGGCCUACUAUGAGAUCUGUACCUUUUUGAAAAUUGCUACCUCAGAAGUGAUUGAAGACCAGAAGGUUCCUUAUGCAUUCAAGGGUAAUCAGUGGGUUGGAUAUGACAAUCAGCAGAGCUUUAUAACCAAAACUCAGUGGCUGAAAGAUAACAGCUUUGGAGGUGCCAUGGUGUGGACUGUAGAUCUGGAUGAUUUCAGUGGAACUAAAUGCAGUCAAGGAGUUUACCCUUUGAUCAGCACAUUGAAGACACUCCUUAGCAUUGAUGAAUGUGAGUCACCACCAGUUUCAACAUCACCACCCACAACCAUUAUUGUCAAUGCCAGUUCAGCAAGCAGCGGUACAACAACUGUUAUAACUAUAGUUAAUGAAUUUUGCCAAGGCAGGGCUGAUGGGCUCUAUAGUGACCCAGCUGAUCUUAGUAAAUAUUACCAGUGUCACUCUGGACGAACCCACCAUAUGAUUUGUGUUGAAAGUUUGGUUUUUGAUGAAAAUUGUAACUGUUGCAAUUGGCCUUAA
Messenger RNA from Carcharodon carcharias (great white shark), 1656 nucleotides. RefSeq names its product acidic mammalian chitinase-like. Gene Ontology annotation, molecular function: chitin binding; chitinase activity. Lineage: Eukaryota; Metazoa; Chordata; Chondrichthyes; Lamniformes; Lamnidae. Bases 1 to 1656 code for a protein of 551 amino acids. Gene Ontology annotation, biological process: chitin catabolic process; carbohydrate metabolic process. The record is from RefSeq and is a predicted model, not a curated record. The transcript is spliced from 13 exons. Gene Ontology annotation, cellular component: extracellular region.